Molecule: messenger RNA, 5038 nt
Organism: Eriocheir sinensis (Chinese mitten crab)
Lineage: Eukaryota; Metazoa; Arthropoda; Malacostraca; Decapoda; Varunidae
Exons: 3
Coding region: 173-1237 (354 amino acids)
Source: RefSeq, a predicted model, not a curated record
GGGGGGUGAGGAGAAGGGGUUAGUGUGGCCUCGUCGUGUCUCCCCCUCAGUAGGAAGACUCUCUCCUCAUGGAAGGGUCGUGGCGUUGUGUGUAUUGGCGACGACACUACGACGACCACGACGACGACGAACAUAUCUGAAGAGCGUGAGCAGGACGGCGGCGGGGGAGACAAUGGCGGCGGCCAGGGUGAAGGGGUCGCCGGCUUGGGCAGUGGUGGUGCUGGCGGCGGCGGCGGCGGCGGCAGGGGCGGGAGCGCUGAGGGCCGCCCCGCCACCCGAUGAAGUCUCCUCCUGUUCGGGCUCCGUGUGGUACGAUGUCGACGCUGCGGGCCGCUGGUCAUUCCCGUCUGCUGCCCCGCCAGAGGUCCCGGACAAGUCACGCCCUCCCGCCGUGACGCAAGUACCCUGGGACGCCGUGAAGGAGGCGGCGCGGCCACUGAGCACCAAGCUAGGGACUGGACUGCCCCUUCCCGUGCUAACUUGCCCCAGGUCCUUCUCUUCCUGCCCUGCCAGCCUGCCCUCUCCCGAAGACAACUGUAUAAGGAUAGCUCGACGGGGCUUUUGUGUGGGUGUUGGAGGUGUAUGUAAGGGUCUUGUGGUGUCUGUCAUUGAGCCCAAGGGAUGCUGCUGCCUGGAGAAGGAAGGCGCUAAGCUGAUUGGGAAGAUUACGAAUGUGACUCUCGUGAACAAGGCCUCAGACGGGGCGUGUGUGUCGCUAAGAGUGACCGGCCGGGAGCCUUUGACGUGCUGUUGUGGGUUUCAGGCAGGCAAUGCUACGAGGCUUGCUGAAGGUGCUGAUGUGAGGGAAAGGAACAUGUGUGCGUGGCCAGUUCGUGAGGCUUCCGGGCUGGGGGAAAGAAAAGAUGGAAAACAGAAUAAUGGAGAUGACAGUGGCCUUAACGAACUGACAGAGGAACGUAUAAAGAAGGAAAAAGAUGGGGAAGAAAGCGAUGGUGGUGCUGGCGGUCUUGGCGAGCCGACGGAAGCACAGAGCACGGAGGCAACAGACGGAGAGGAGAGUGACGGAGAUGACGGAGGCCUGAGCGAGCUGACGGAGGAGCAUAUCAAGCAAGACAGCAUUUUGGAGGACAUCAUCGCCGCUGUUGUCUUUCUCUUCAUCGGCGCCGUGUUGGUGCUGAUCAAGAGCCGAGUCUUCAGGUUCACCAGGAGGAAGCGGCAGCAGGAGGACAAGGAUAUGGAGAGCCAGGAGACGCUAGUGGACGAGACGGUGAUAUGACCCAAGAGAUGACCGCCGGCCUCCCCGCGCUGGUGUUGUCUUCCUGUUCCUCGCGUCGCAGUGGAGAGGUGCAGUGCAGUGUCCUUCAACCUCACUGGGAGCCCGUUAUUUCAAGCAACGUUGCCAGAUUAUCGUACUCAGAACAUCGCAAUUAUCAGUACCAGAGCCCGAAACUUUCCUAGCCACACAGAUAACGAGAUUCCAGUUAAAGUUAUCGUUAAAAUCACUACUUAUUGGUGUCUGUUUGCGAUAGCUGUGAGUCGGAAACCUGAUAAUACGAUGUGCUGAGUUGCUGAGUACGAUAAUUUGGUAACGCUGAUUUCAAGCCUUUCGCUGGUGUUCAUAAGCGUUUCAGCCCUUCAGUUCCCCUGUUUGAAAAGCCUCCGUUAAAAGUCGCUGAGGUUUUCACGGACUGUCUUGUGAUCCCAGUGAUAUAGUUUGUCCCGACUUCUGCAUCUUCAACGGGAAAAUCACCCAUGAAAUCCCGGUUAAUCUUCUCUGUGGCACUGGAGAAUAGUCGUAAUGGCAAUCCGAUAUGUUUUAAAAUAUGGACCUUACCCUCACGAUACGUCUGAAGGCUUGGCAGGACUCAGAAGUAUGACUUGUGCGCCUCAGCCGUCUGGUGUCAAGUCAUGUAUCAGUGAAGUGGUGACGCAGUGAUAAGUAUCUCACGAACUAAUGUUAUAGGGAGCGACCUGUACCCUGAGGAACCCGAAAUAUAGUGUGUCUAGAGCCUCGCAUAAAGGGGAUAUUUCACUGAGCAUAUUUUCCGUGGAUCUUCAGUCAAACCACGAUUUCCGCUAACGUGGUUCUCAAUUGUCUGUUGUUAUUGCUGCUGAUGAAGAUGAUGAGUAAUACCGUCGUCCUUCAGUGAAAUCUACCGUAGCUUUGGAAGAUCGUGGACACGUCAGAAAACCACGGAAAUAUGAGAACCACGCCAGCGGAAAUCGUGGUUUGACUGAAGAUCCACGGAAAAUUUGCCCAGUGUCAUAGCCCCUUAAGUGGUCUCCCUGCGCCGGUACUCUCCUCAUAUCGGGCUUCCUGGUGUAAUGACCCCGACCAAUAGUACACUUGCGUAGACCCCCGCCCCUUGAGUCCUUCCUGAAUAAGAACAUUGUCAUAGGUUCAUGUGAUAUAAGCAAACUGAUGAGCCGUUCUCCGAGACUGUCAGUAGAAUAGUUCACAUUCAUUAAGUCCUCACGUCUGUCAGUGCAUUCUUAUAAACUUCAUUAUUUGGGGAAUGUGUACGUUCAAUUAUUUUCAUACCUACGUUCUGUUUCCUCUCAUUCCUCCGCUGUUCCCUUCCCCAUUUCUUCUUUCCCUCCCUUCCAUCUCUCCUUUCUUAUUCCCUUCCCUUCCCCCUUUCUCUAUUCCUUCCUCCCCUCUUCCUCAAUUAUUUUCUCCUAUUUAUUAACUUUAUCUUCUCUUUCCUCUGUUUUCUCAUCCACCCUUUUCAUCAAUUUCACCACAAACUUUCUUUUCCAUACCCUUUCUAUCCUCCCCUAUCAACCCAACCCGCAUCCCUACCCUUCCCCACGCAACCUCUACCAUAUAUAUACGAACCAUUACAAUUUGUCUUGCCAUCAGGAAAAAAAAUACUGUGGCGAGUUAUGUCGAGAUAAAACAAUUAAAACAUGGCCAUCAACAAUCCAUAUAAACAUUCAUCAUGCAAACAAUACGUCAUUUCGCGUCCCAAAUCAAUGUUCCAGUAUUUUUUUCCCUGGUGUAGGUGAUGAAUCGAACGGCGUGUAUACAUACAUUGUCAAGCGCACCGUGUAUGCAUAUGUAUUAUACUGUAGACAUGGUAGUAAAUCACUGCUGUACAGAACAUUGUAUUCACCCGGGGACGCAGCGGCACGCCCUCAAAGGAGAAUGAUUGUGGACAGUUUCUAUCCGCACACACAUCCUCCCCCUUAUCUUGCGUCCGCGUCCCCCACGGCAAUGAUCCCACCGGCUACACGUCCAUCGCCGCCUGAGCAUCCAUUUCAUACAAUAUAUUCACCCGGGGACGCAGCGGCAUUCUCUCAGAGGAUUACCAAUGUUGACAGUUCGUAUCCGCACACAAACACACCGUCUCCUCCGAGCCGUGUCGUGCACCCUCCGUGACCCCGCCAGCCACGCGUCCCUCACCGCCUGGACAUUCUAUCAUACAUGUCAAGGCUAUUAUUAUUACUGCAUCCAUAUAUAUUCACUUUGUGCGUGUGACCUCCGCCGUAAUGAACACGCCACUCUCACGUCCACCGCCACAGGGACGUCUACAUCGUAAAUUAAUAGUUAUCAGUCAUGGUUGUAUUUUGUACGGUUAUACGUGUCAUCGAUGCACCAUUAUUGAAAUUUAUAUGCAUGAAAAGUGUACCCUGUCCAACAUUCACGGUUAUCCAUCAUGGCUGCAUCUUACUCGGUAGUUAUCCGGGAUGACGUAAAUUUCCUUAAUAAUCAUGAAAUAAAAAGUAUCACCUCUUAAAUCCGACUUAACUGAUCUUUCAACUCAACAUUUAUCAUUAAGCAUAACAGCAAAACUCGAUGACCUAACUCCGGCUAUACGGGCAAGUAGCAUUCUACCCGGAAGUCGACUUACAGGUCAUUCAACUCAACAUAUAUUGCUGCACGAAUUACCAAAACUCGAUCAUUCUGCAAUACAGGGACGAGGCACGCUGCUCAUCGGGUUGUCUGUGGGAGGCAACCCGGGUAGAGAAGGCCAAGGGGACGCCCAAGGAGUUCGUGGCUUGGGCAAAUCGAUAGAUCCCGCCAUGACGUACUAAGAAUGGGAAGGAAACUGAGUGGAGACUUGCCCGGAGAAGCCCCAGAGUUCGGCGUCGUAGAGUGGGCGAGGCGAAGCGUCACUCCUCCCACUCGGCGAUGCCAGAUUGUCGUACUCGGACCAUCACAUUAACCAGCUUCUCCCCCAUAAAUAUCACCAGGAAACAGGAAUAAUAAACCAUUUCAACAAUAGCUACAAAUAGAUCUCGUUAUUGUGAUCCAGGAAACAGUUUUUGGGAUGGAAAUCAGGAAAUAUGAGAAACUAAGUACGACAAUCUGGCAACGUUGCUCCCACUCACUCCGCCCCCCCUUCCCCCCCGGCGCAUGCCCCCUACUGAGUGACUGAUGAUCGCCCCUUUACCCUGAGUGGCCUCGUGGUGCAGAGAGAUGACGGUCCGCCCAGUGUAUCGCCUGCCGCCGGAGUGCAGCGCCUCACCGCACCGCUUCCAGAUUAUCGUACCCAGAGCAUAGUAUUUAACGGUUUCUGACGUAUAAUUAUUGGCAAGAAAGAUCAGGAAUUAACUAUUGUAACGAUAACUAUGAAUGAAUCUCGUUAUUGGGGCCCAGGAGACAGUUUUGGGGUCGGAAAUCGGUAAGAAUAAGGGCUGAGUACGACAAUAUGGUAAUGUUGCCUCGCCGUUAGGUCGGCUCCCCGCCCUCAUGGGAUCGAUUCAGCAUCCAGAAAGUCAUAGAAUGGAUAGACAGAGUAGAAAAAAACAAAUUUCUGGUAUUAACGUAUGUAGCUAACAGGCAAGAACGAUCAACACACACACACACACUCUCUCUCUCUCUCUCUCUCUCUCUCUCUCUCUCUCUCUCUCUCUCUCUCUCUCUCUCUCUCUAAGUGCAGCUCGGCCCAUAAUGAGUAACGCAAUUUGACGAUCGUUUGAAGCCUCGAAAAAAAACCUUAUAAGCAAAUCAACGCGUCUUUGAUCUCUCGGUCCAUCGGAUAAUGAUUCAUCAGCCUUGACCAGCUCAUCUCUCUCUCUCUCUCUCUCUCUCUCUCUCUCUCUCUCUCUCUCUCUCUCUCUCUCUCUCUCU